AUUGUUAUAGAGAACGAUGAGCAAGCAAUGGCAGAUUUCCUAGAGUUUGAUCAAACUCAUGAGCAGGUGAGAGGAAAUCUCAAACGACAUGUCGCUGAAUGGGAGGCGUUAGAAGUCACUCAACCGGUGUUAGAGAUUGUUAAAUCGGGUUACAAACUACCUUUAAUAACUCUCCCUGAGCCUACAGUGCUAAGGAAUAAUAAGCCGGCUUUAGACAAUCAGGUUUUUGUCACAGAAGCUAUAACAGAUUUACUAACUUGUGGUAGCAUCGAUAGGGUGGACUACCAACCAAAAGUUGUAAAUGCCUUGUCCGUUUCCAUUCGCGAUGAUGGAAAGAAGCGAUUAGUUCUAGAUUUAAGGCAUGUUAACCCACACCUCUAUAAAUAUAAGUUUCGGUGCGAAGAUGUAGAAACAGCUAAACAGCUUUUUCAAAGGGGGUUCUUUCUCUAUACUUUCGAUAUCAAGAGCGCUUACCAUCACRUUGAAAUUUUUGAACCUCAUCGAUCCUAUUUAGGUUUUCGAUGGUUCUAUAAGGGUAAGUUACAGUAUUUUAUUUUCAAUGUAUUACCAUUCGGUUUAUCGACGGCUCCGUAUUUGUUUACUAAAAUGCUCAAACCAGUCGUGAGUUCAUGGAGGGGUUCGGGUAAGGCCGUCUGUAUGUUUUUAGAUGAUGGAAUAGGAGGCCAUCGCUCUUUGGAGUCUGCAACAUCUGAUGCUGCAUCCGUUCGCGAGCAUCUAUCUCGACUAGGUUUUAUCCUCAGUGACACUAAGUGCGACUGGGAACCUAAGUUAGUGCAAACCUGGUUGGGACACGUUUUUAACAUGUCAGAAAAUCGCCUGUAUGUCACAGAAAAAAGGGUAAAUAAGCUCAAAGAUUCAGUAGCGCGCAUCCUCACAGGUCCCAACACAAUACGAGCCAAGCAGCUAGCGGGGGUUGUGGGUCAGAUUAUUUCCAUGUCAAAAGCCAUUGGGCCAAAGGUUUACCUGCACACUCGACAUGUAUUAUGCUUUAGAGACCAGGUGGUCCUGGAAUUCCGUCGUCCACCUAACUUCGCGCGUUUUGGAGGAAUUGUCCUUUUGGACCAAUAACGUAAGCCAACUUAAUGGUACAGAAUUSUUUGAAGAACCUCGGAAAUUCGAUUCCGUGAUUUAUUCCGACGCUUCUGGGCRUGGUUAUGGGGGGUUCGCUAUAUCAGCAGGAAAUAAAUUAGUUUGCCACGGGCUUUG
Molecule: messenger RNA, 1227 nt
Organism: Actinia tenebrosa (Australian red waratah sea anemone)
Lineage: Eukaryota; Metazoa; Cnidaria; Anthozoa; Actiniaria; Actiniidae
Biological process (GO): DNA recombination; DNA integration
Molecular function (GO): zinc ion binding; DNA binding; RNA-DNA hybrid ribonuclease activity
Source: RefSeq, a predicted model, not a curated record